ACGGGAGACGUGUGGCGUAACAAAAUGAUUGAAAAAAAAUAUUGAAAAAAAUUACGUGGCAUUUGUAAAUUUUUAGGAUUAUAACGAAAAUGAAAUACGGACUAUGUUUUAUUUUUAUAUUAUUUACAAUCAUUAAUGAGUGCUCGUGUGUAAAUUCAACGGAUCAAUGUCCAAAUAUUAAGACAUCGUUAGGAUCUAUACGAAAGAGGAGACAUUUGACUUUUCCUGAUGGAAGUGACGUAGUUCUCACGAUCUCAUUGGUUAAGGCUUUCAUGACUCACGCACCGGCGGGUUGGAACAUUGCUCUGGAAAUUGAUGUCAUAUUUCCUCUGCCCGAUGCCAAGUUCACGAACGCUCAUUUUAGGAAGAAAUUGCAUCAUCGCCAAAAAAGAGAAUUCUGGGAAAGACUUCAAAAUGCUAUAGAUUAUCACAAUUUAAACGGUCGUGCAUGUGUUUUAAGAAGUAUUUGCGAAGCCAAAUCUCAUCUUGCUCCACCGGGAAAGUCGUUAGUCCACGAUCUCCUCAGAGCUAUUUUUACAGCUCCGAUCCAUGAGGAAGAUUUUACAAAUGAAGUGGCGGAUACAUACAGUGAAAUAUUAGAUCCGAGUUUCUGUGAUCAAAUCAAUGACUGUCCGUUCUCUCUUCUACAUUUUACUUUAUCGAUGAACAGACAGAAAUUUUAAAUUGAAUCUGU
Nymphalis io (European peacock) is the source of this 694-nucleotide messenger RNA. RefSeq lists its product as uncharacterized. The record is from RefSeq and is a predicted model, not a curated record. Bases 90 to 683 code for a protein of 197 amino acids. The transcript is spliced from 4 exons. Lineage: Eukaryota; Metazoa; Arthropoda; Insecta; Lepidoptera; Nymphalidae.